AUGAUUAGGUUCAUCCUCGUGCAGAACCGUCAAGGGAAGACACGAUUGUCGAAGUGGUAUGUCCCGUACGACGACGACGAGAAGGUCAGGCUCCGAGGUGAAGUGCACAGACUAGUUGCUCCGCGCGACCAGAAACACCAGUCGAACUUUGUCGAGUUCAAGAAUUACAAGAUCGUAUACAGGCGUUAUGCCGGUCUCUUCUUUUGCGUAUGUGUAGACGCUAAUGACAAUGAGCUGGCAUACCUAGAGGCUAUCCACCUGUUUGUCGAGAUCCUUGACUCAUUCUUCGACAAUGUGUGUGAGCUGGAUCUUGUAUUCAAUUUCUAUAAGGUGUACGCCAUUUUAGACGAGAUAUUUUUGGCGGGAGAGAUUGAAGAGACCAGCAAGGAUGUGGUAUUAUCGAGGUUGGAGGAACUUGAGAAGCUUGAAUGA
Suillus subaureus is the source of this 432-nucleotide messenger RNA. RefSeq names its product clathrin coat assembly protein ap17. Bases 1 to 432 code for a protein of 143 amino acids. Gene Ontology annotation, cellular component: intracellular membrane-bounded organelle; AP-2 adaptor complex. NCBI's taxonomy places the organism in Eukaryota, Fungi, Basidiomycota, Agaricomycetes, Boletales, Suillaceae. The record is from RefSeq and is a predicted model, not a curated record. Gene Ontology annotation, molecular function: clathrin-cargo adaptor activity. Gene Ontology annotation, biological process: clathrin-dependent endocytosis; protein transport. The transcript has 6 exons.